Messenger RNA from Trematosphaeria pertusa, 1004 nucleotides. RefSeq lists its product as uncharacterized. The record is from RefSeq and is a predicted model, not a curated record. The transcript has a single exon. Lineage: Eukaryota; Fungi; Ascomycota; Dothideomycetes; Pleosporales; Trematosphaeriaceae. The coding region runs from base 443 to 760 and encodes 105 amino acids.
CUCUCCUCUGCACCAGCUCUUGCACCUGCGUUGAGCCUCUCGCCGCCCGCCACCCUCUUUCUCGUUUCUACCCUGCCGACUGCGGCCACUUUUUCGUCAUUUUUCAUCGCUCCUCGGCCGGCCCUCCGGAAGCCAGAGCAUCCGCCGAACUCAUUUCCUCCUGCUGAACCCGAUUAAAUGAUGAACAUUCCCCAGGAAAAGACGGACUCGCCGCCGGAAGUUAAAGAAGCACAAGGUAAAUGUCCCAAUUUGGAAUCUUCAGGAAGCUCACUGUUAUGCACUAGAUGUUGUUACGCUUCAUCAAUCGUCCGGGUGCCGCGUCGCGAAAUACCCCGACUCUACAGUUGUCAAGACAGGCAGGCGAGUUAUCCUUGAUGAACGAUCGGCGCUGGAAUUUGCGGCGCAACUCAACCUCCCUGUUCCUCGUGUGCACGAAGCGCAUAUGGGGCCGGAUGGGGAAGUGUUUAUUCGAAUGGAUUUCGUCCAGGGUGAGAUUCUUGCCUCGGUUUGGCCUAGCAUGACAGCAGAAGAGAAAGACAGUAUAUGUCGACAGCUACGAGAGAUCCUCACGAAAAUGCGAUCUGUACCAUGGGAGACCGGCCUUAUCGGAUCCUGCUCAGGUGGGCCGGCGCGAGACUGCCGCCAAUACACGGACUACAGCGACGGACCGUACAAGGAUGAAGCGACUUUCAACUCGUUAUUUUACUUUGAUCUCGUAAAAACUACACCAGUUCCGCUUUGCACUGCACUCUUUAAUUAACUUCGUAACGACUACCGCAUAGUCUUCACGCACGGCGAUCUCGCACAGCAAAACAUAUUAGUCGAGGACGGUUGGGUCGCUGGGCUACUAGAUUGGGAGUACGCUGGGUGGUACCCAGAGCACUGGGAGUACAUCAAAUUUUUCGAGCGGCCAUGUGAACAUCGAGACUGGAAAGAUCGCGCACAUAUGAUAUUUCCUCAACUGUAUAAGAAUGAAAUAGCGUACCAUCAAGGUAUUCUGCGAU